Molecule: messenger RNA, 11311 nt
Organism: Amoebophrya sp. A120
Lineage: Eukaryota; Dinophyceae; Syndiniales; Amoebophryaceae
Source: the annotation of a GenBank genome assembly
AACUCUAGCGGUCGUUCUUGCUGAUGUCGAUAUAAGUCUAAGAUGUUGGAUCAGGAGUCGAAAGAGGAACCCUAUCGAGUUAGCUAAGAUGGACGUUGUAAACAAGACAAGAAAUGGAUCGGUGGACGAGGAAAUCGAAAGAGAUCUUCGUAUGCAAGAAGUGCGAAGCUGCACGAGGAACAGCACGACCCGGUUGUUUCCGCUCGUGGUCCACCUUUGAUAGCUCUAGCUCUUGCACCAGUUGUUGGGAAGAACAACAGCUAGAGGAACAACCUUCGUCUAGUACCCUUUCUCGUCGUGGCGCUUCCAAAUAAAACGGCGGAGACGACUUGACGUUCCUGGGGACGAUGAGUAUCCAGUGUAAAAAUGUCUGGGUCUGGAAGAGUCAUGCUGUUUCUGCAUGCCACAGAAGGUCUGGCAUGGAAGCUCUAGCAUCACAGGUUUCGAGAAGCCUCCGCAAUGCCGAAUCCGCAUGACAAAUCCCUGACUUUGGUGACAGAAAGUGGGAACUUUUGCUGCCUAUGCAUGAGAGAACUUUCUGUGUUCUGAAAUGCGCAUCACAAGUUUGGACUCUUCCAGACCCAGACAUUUUUACAUUUGAUAAUGAGCAGUCAGGAACAUCAAUCCUCGCGAGGGGGCCUUCGUCGGGCGCUAGCGUGCGUGUUAUCAAGUGUAAAAAUGUCUGGGUCUGGAAGAAUGCAACUUGUCAUGCUAAAUCUGCAGCAUGCAAAAAUCUGUGCUGCAUGAUUACCAAAAGUCGUCCAGUUUUGACCAAGUCGGGAGGGAGUUUCUCAUGCAGGAUAGGCAUAAGAAAGGUCCCGCAGAAUCUGUCAUGCUAGGUCCUGCAUUCCAGACCUCAUGUGUCACGGAAAAGCAGCAUGACAAAUCGCGCAUUCUUCCAGACCCAGACAUUUUUACAUUUGAUACGUGUGUGUUGUCUAUCAAAUGCACCAAAUAUGUCUGGGUCUGGAAGAUUGCGACAUUUCUCGUGCUGGUCCGGCAUGUUGACUCUUAGCUCUGUAUUUUUGCGUAGGGCCAUCGAAACAGCCUCUCUGUCUUGUCUGUCAUGCAAAAACGCAGUUCCUCGUACGGAUUACGUAGCACAGAAGCACAAAAAAACUUGUCAUGCUUGGCGGCGCAUUUUUACAGUGCAUUUGCUAUUGACUGACCUGCAUCACAAGUUUCCAGACCCAGAACGAUAUUUGCAAUGCAUAUUACCUGGCUCUUGUUGAGUUCGAUCUAUCCUGUGCAAAAAAUAUCGUACUCGUAUCUAUUCUUGCAAUCAUGCAUUACAAAUCUUUUUGUUGAGGUAAAUCAGCAUUACGAAUUUUAUUUCUCAUGCUGAGAAAAUUUGUAUUAAUGCAUUUAUAAAAUAGAACUAUAGAAUUUUUACUCGGAUUUCCCGCCCUUAUAGAUUAUAGGGGCGCCCUUAGAAAAUGAAUUCUAGAAAAGAAGGCGUCUAGAGCAUUCCCCUAGGGCUAUUCCUUAGGGGAUAGCCCUAGGAGAUAGCCCCAGGGGAUGGCCUUAGGACGGUUGACUAGACGGCACACAUAGAAACGCCGCAAGCGCAGCCGGUCGGUAAGCAGUUUACUUGCAGCGUGAGCUGUUUCACUCUGCAACGCAGGCCAAAAGGAUUUGCGAGGGCAGGCGGCACCCUGCAGCGCAGGUCGCAUCUUGCAACGGUAGCCGCCCAGGUGUUGCUGACAGCCCUUGCGGCCUGCGCUGCAAGUGGCUGCCCGCGCGGGCGGCGGUGCUUGCGAGUUCCGACAGCUUGGCUGCCUGGCAAAGACAGGCGAAGGAACGCGUGUCGCAAAAUGAAGAAGACCCCGCAGAGCUUCCUACGGGCCCCGAGGCUCAAGGAAAUCGAAAAAAAGCGGAAAAAACACCGGGCCGGUUUUUAGCAGGCCUAUUCUGGCUAACCCCAAACCCCGGCCCCGUUUUGGGGGAGGUAGGGGGGGGCGAUAGAACGUAGCAAAACGAAACGGGGGUGGGGGCGUCCCCCGGGCCUCAGGCAGAUUAACACCAUCCAAAAAUAUCUGGGCGGGGAUAUAUCUGGGGAUAUAUCUGGGGAGAUAUCUGGGGAGAUAUCUGGGGAUAUGUCGGGGGAUAUGUCGGGGGAUAUAUCGGGGGGUAUAUCUGGGGGGCUAUCUGGGAAGAUAUCGGGAGAUACAUCUGGGGAUACAUCUGGGGGUAUAUCUGGGGAUAAAAGAAAAGGGCAGCGCCUGCAUUCUGAAGAAAGCGAGCGGCGCUGGGGGGGCCAGAAAUCCUGCAUGUGGUUGGCCUUCUCGCGGGCGGAAAAUAGCACCCCAGUACAGCUUCCCUGCUCCGAUUUCCCGACCUUAUAGAUUCGGAGGCUGGGUUUCCCAUAGAAGUUAUAGUAAGAGUGGAGGGAGUGGCGCUAAGAAUUUCUUUGCCUUCUAGAGGCCUCGCUUAAAGGGCUUCGCUAGAUCACGGCCUCGGUCGCUGGCUUAGAAAGCGCUGCGGGUGGUUCUUUGUAGAAGUCAAAUAGCUCAAGAAAGGGGAAGCAGGCCAAGGCCAGCGGCCGGGCUGGGACGGGGCACGCAGAAGCCCAGGGAACGAAGGCGGGCGCGUCCGUUUCUAAUGCGGGCCGCUACUAGUGAAGGGCGUCGCUAGCAAGCGCGGGCCCGUUUUGUCAUGCUAAAACCGCCUAGAGGGCUCCUCCUAGUGGCCGCGUCUCCGCUAGCAGAUUCACAAUCGGGCGACUCUGUCGCCGAAUUUGCUCCGCUAGCGUUUCAAGAUAGUUUUUUGAUUUUAGAUUUACUAGACGACCUAUCGCCGGCGUCCUGGACGCCGGCGUAGUAGUCUAGUACGAGUACGAUAUUUUUGUAGUUCAUACGAGCAAGGGACCUGCAACUUCUACGUCUUCGUCAGGGCCCAGCGGUGGCUUCCUACGGUACGACCGUCAUUGCGGUCUGCGACAAAGGAAAUCGCCAGACAGAAGAGAUGAAGAGGAGACGACCAGGAGGCAUGAUGCUGAAAAUGAAAAUAAUCAUCUUCCUGCAGCAGCAGCGACUUCAAGAACAUCAACUACAGGAGCUGUCACUACGACUAGGUCGACCUCCAAGAGUAGCUCCUCCUCGUCCUCGACGCGGGUCGUGGUGCUGGUCACCGGCGCUGCUGGGUACAUCGCGAGUCACUUUGUGCUCCUCUGCCUCACCAAGGGGCUUCACGUCGUGGGCGUUGACAACUUGUCCCGGGGAAGUAGCGCAGCUAUCGAGAAGCUGCACGCGGUCGCGUAUCAAAGUGAAAAAAGCUCCCACCCCAUAUUCAAAAGACAAUUUGUGUUGCUGGAUUUGUGUACACAAAUGAACUUUGUCUUGCAGCAAGAGCUUGUCGGCAUAUUCUAAGCCCAUUUGGGUACGCGUCCGGCUAGCAGCUGAGCAUGAGAGACAAGGCUGACAUAGGCGAAAACGCGUGACAGUCUCGCUGUACAAUGCGCCACAUGGGUGUCGUUUGCCUUGUAUGCAAGACAAAGCUGAUUUGUGGUCACAAAUCGGCAUCACAAAUCUUCGUUUCGAUAUGGGGAGGGGGGAUACGAUUUUCCUUACGAUAUCGUGGCUACCUUGAACCUGCCAAAGGACGCCUUCGUCUUCAAAGAAGUGGACCUGGGCCUUCCGUCCGCAGUGGCGGCACUCUUCCAAGAGCCGCAACAGGCUCCCUUUGUAUGCAUUGCAAAUAUGUCUGGGUCUGGAAACUUGUGAUGCAAGGAAGGGAAUAGUGAACCCACUGUAAUGCGCUGCCAUGCAUGACAAACUUUUUUCAUGGUUCUGAGUUCUUGCGUAUUCCACAUGAGAAACUGCGUCUUUGCAUGACAGGGAGGAGGAGCUCUUCGCGGCCACGCAAUACAAAGUUCAGAGUAAUGCCGGACUAGCAUAUUAACAAAUCUCGCAAUUUCCCAGACCCAGACAUUUUUGCAUUUGAUACUUUGCGGCGGUGUUCCACUUCGCGGCCAUCGCGUUUGUGGGGGAGUCGAUUGCUUUCCCCGACCUGUAUCGCCGCAACGUGACUGCGAACACGGAAAUCCUCGGUCGAGCCGCAAAAACAGCGGGCGUGCCACGGUUCGUGUAUUCCAGCUCGUGCUCUGUGUACGGGCAGCCGGCAAACCCGGGGGAAGGUCUGGACGAGUCCGCGGCGAUUCAGCCCCUGAGCCCCUACGCCUCAAUAUCAAAAGGUAAAAUCGGGCCCCUCCCCAGAUGAUCAAAAGGAAAUUUCUGAUGCUGGAUGUGCGUGCACAUGCACAAUAAAUACAAAAAAUAUAAAUCAGAUUGUCUUGCAGAAAGUGCUUGGCGGCAUUUUCUAGGCCUGUUUAUUGGGUAAUGAUAUGCAAAAGGCUAGCAAUUAAGCAUGUUGGCAAACAGGUUUGCACUUUGCAGUAGUCGAAAUAAGCGCAUGAGAAUGACAGACUGGCUGUGGAAUCAUGCGCCAAAUAGCUCCCACUACAACCCUACAGGCAAGCCAGAGGUGAUUUGUGGCCACACUUCAGCAUAACAGAUUUCCAUUUUCAUAUGGUUUCGGGGGUGCUGGAUUUUUCAUUUCGAUACCCGUCCAAGGUGGAGGCGGAAAAAGUGCUGCAAGCUCUCGCAGCGCCCUCCUUUCGCGUGAACAUUUUGCGUUACUUCAACGUGAUCGGCGCGGACCCCUUGCAGCGUCUGGGAGAAAACCCGCGGCCCGAGCUCCGGUCGUACGGCCGACUCUGGACGGCCUGCGUGGACGCCGCGCGCGGCGCCCGCCCCGCCGUCAAGCUACGCGUGGACCCGAAGACGGGAGACUACGCCAAACGUGACUUCGUGCACGUUUCCGACCUGGCUUCGGCCCACCUUUUGGCUUUCGACAAGGGUCGCCAAUCGCGCGGCGAUGAAUAUCCUGUGCAAAAGUAUCGUACUCGUAGUAAUUGCAUUUAUGCAUUAUAGCGUUAGUCGUGAUGCAUGCCCGCGCGUUAGCGCCUGGCACAGAAUGAAAGUCGGUGCUGUUGUGAGAAAACCUUUUGUAGAAGAAGCUGCUAUAGUCUAUGGUGCCAGUUAGAAAGACCGUCGGUACGCAGCACGCGCGUAGAAGUAGACGGGUUUAGGGUAUACCUACAAGCAGCGUUACAAGUUCAAAAGCAGAAAAGAUUUCGUACAAGAAGCUAGUACUUAUUUAAUAUGAGGAUGAUACAAUAGACAGGGUUUAGGAAAAAGUCUGUGUUCAGACUUGGCGCGCUAGUUCGACUUUUGUUUCAUUACAAGACCACUAUGCGUGGCCCGCCCUGCGUAUAGCAUCGGGAAGCAAUAGUCUUAUUAGUGUAGUGCUAUGGUGGAGGGUUUAACUGCUUUGCGGUGCCCGAGUCUGUCGAGCACAAGUAGUCGUACUUGGCGCAAGUUUUAGGCGCUACGCUACUCGCCACACCGCACCCGUACCCGUACCCGUACCCGUACAAAUCUACACCCCAAGGUAAAACAGCAUGACAAAUUCCAUUUGUCAUGCUGAGGAAAUUUGUAAUGCCAUUACUACUAGUGCGAUGCUUUUGCAAUUCAUGAUGAAUCAGCUGCAGCAACAAGAACUACCUCCGAACAAGAAGAAACUGUGUUGACCGUUAUCCUGCGAAAAAACGUCCCCACCCCAUAGUCAAGUUGGGAACUUAGCAACACAAAUCCAGAAGUUUUGGGAGCCACGCAUGACAAGUUGCAGUCCGUAGGGUAGUGCAUGUUAGCAAGGACAAUUGCAUCACAAAUCCGUCUGCUGAUCCUGUUUACAGCAUCACAAAUUCCAAAACGCGAUUGGUAAGCAUAGGCAUGGACAUGCGCAUUACAAAUCUUCCUGUCAUCGGAAAUCCGCAUGACAACUCUGGGGGGAGCGCGUUUUUACACAGGAUAACCGUCCACAACGUAGGUCUCGGGAAGCCAAAUUCGAUCGCCGAGUUCGUGGAAAGUUUCCGCGCUGUGUCCGGUGUGGACGUGAAGAUAGAAACGGAGCCCCUCGUAUGAAAUGUAAAAGUGUCUGGGUCUGGAAGAAUGCAACUUGUGAUGCUGAAUUUGGAUUCCAAAAAAAUCUGUAUUGCAUGAGCAGCAAAAGGAACGCAAUUUUUGCUACGCGGAGAAGCAUUUGUCAUGCGGAAUAGGCAUCGCGAAGCCCUCAAAAAAUAUGUGAUGCUAGGGCAUGCAUCACAGACAUCAUGGCCAAUGCAAAACAUGCAUGACAAGUCUCAGAAUCUUCCAGACCCAGACAUUUUUACAUUUGAUACCUCGGGAAAGAGGAGCCGUUGCAGUUGUUCGCGAAGAGCGCGAAGAUACUAUCCUGAGUAAAAACGUACCCACACCAGAGUUGUAAUGCAGAUUUGCAAAGACAUGGAGACUCGUAAUGCGCAUCCCCAUGAGGGCCAUUUCCAAUCGUGUUUUGGAAUUUGUGAUGCUGUGAACAGGAUGAGAGGCUUGCUUUCUCAUGCGGCUGCCCUUGCUAAACAGCACGACGCUACAGAUGAAAACUUGUCAUGCAAACCUCCCAAAACUUGGAGAUUUGUGUUGCAGAUUUACCAACUUGACUAUGGGGUGGGGACGUUUUUACACAGGAUAGAUACAGCGGGACCUAGAGUGGAAGCCGAGGUUUACGGAUUUCAAAUAUGUCUGGGUCUGGAAGGUUGGAACUUGUAAUGCUGUCUGCGGAUUCUAAAAAUAUCUGUGUUGCAUGAUGAGCAGCAAGAGGACCCACUUCUUGGCGCGCGGAGACGGCAUUUCUCAUGCGUGAUUAGCAUCAAGAAGCUCUCAAAAAAUCUGUGAUGCUAGCACCAGCAUCACAGACCUCACGGGUCAUGCAAAAUGUGCAUGACAAGCCCCGACUCUCUCAGACCCAGACAUUUUUGUAGUUGAUGAGGUUUACGGAUUUGCGCGAGAUGCUGCGCACCGGUUGGGCCUACGAGGUCAAAGCUCGAGGACAAGUUGUACAAGCUCUUGCAGAGAACAACAAGGGGAAAAGCGACGGCGCAACUGCUAGUACAAAAAUCGCGCCAACGUCGGCAACUACACUUUCACCUUCAUCUCCUGCUGAUACCACCGAUUCCCCGUUUCCGUUUAUAUGGCGUGCUCAACUGUUACGACAUUCUCAACUGUUACAUAAAUUUGUGAUGCAAGAAUGGCAAAACUGAAAGGAAGAAGAUUUUUUUUGCGCCUUCUGCAUUACAUGGAAAUAAAACAGGGUAUGACAAACCAUGGAAAUAAGACAGUUGAGUUUGUAACGUUUGCGUCGAGUCUGAUAGUUUAACCGCACGGAGUAUCAAGUGCAAAUAUGUCUGGGUCUGGAAGGUUGCAACUUGUCAUGCAGAUUUUACAUGACCCGUGACGUCUGUGAUGUACUCCCUAGUAUCACAGAUUUUCUGACUAUGUCUUGAUGCCUAUUCCGCAUGACAAAUGGCCUCCCCGCGUAGCACAGACUGAACUCCUCUUGCUGGUCAUCCAAUACAGUUUUUUUUAGAGUCCAAAGCUAGCAUCACAAGUUGCAACUUUCCAGACGCAGACAUAUUUGCAUUUCAUACGGAGUUUGACACCCUGUUGGCAGCCGGGCAGGCGCGGCAACAGAAAUUUGGGUACGUUGUCGUGCUGUUCUUCAACCAGGGGUUCGUGAAGAUGAUGAAGAGUUGGAUCUGUAACGUGAAGAAAGUCGUGGGCCCGAAUUGGCUUGCGGACCACGCGCUCUUUAUUGCCACGGAGCGGCAGGCUGGACAGCAGCUGCAACUGUUUGACACCGGGUUGAGCAUUGUGUACGUGACCUACAUAUCAAAUGCAAAAAUGUCUGGGUCUGGAAGAGUUCCAGACUUGUCAUGCAGGUUUUCCAUGUCCCGUUAGGUCUGGCAUGUAGGACAUAGCACGACAGAUUCUGUGCGAGUUCCAUCAUGCCUAUCCUGCAUGAGAAACUGCCUCGCGAUUAGGUCAAAAGUGGACAGCUUUUGGUAAGCUUGCAACACAGAUUUUUGCACGCUUCAGAUUUAGCAUGACAAGUUGCAUUCUUCCAGACCCAGACAUUUUUCCAGUUGAUACUACAAGAUGCCGGCCGUAAUUCGGUACGGGCAGGCUGUGUACGGGAGUUUCCUCCUGUGGUAUGCAUUGCAAAAGCUAAAGCAUCGUACUAGUAUAAGUAAAUUGAAUCACAAAUUUUGGCAAGAGGAAAUAAAGUUGAAUUUGUAAUGUUGUUUUACCUUAGGAUGAAGAUUUGUCAUGCAUAUUUGCAAUUAGUACGAGGAGAGCGAUAGUACUUUUGCACAGGAUAUGUGGCGUGGCAAGUUGAUUCGCGAGCUUCUGCAAGCCAAGCUGACGGUGUGGCAGGUGGAGGCAGACGCGUACUGGUCUCGAGACCCUUCCUAUCCAAGAAAAAACGUUGUUAUUGUAAAUUUGUGAAGAUGCGCAACAUGCAAAUUGAUUGCGCCUGUCGUGCUGUGCCUGCAUUGUAGGGUCCAUUCAAAGGCGUUUUCGCGUACUAUCUGCGCAUGACAGGUUAUUUUUCCUGUCAUGCGAGAGCCGAAAGAUUUUUGAUUUUGUCAUGCUAAUCCUCCAAGAAAGUUGUGUUACACCUACGUACGAUCUUUUUUUCUUGGAUACUUCCGAGGAGGUGCUCCAGCAAGAGGCAGACAUUGUGACCAUGUCGGACAUGCCGCCGCCGGGAAAGUACCUGAACGGGGGCUUUCUCCUCGCGAAGCCUUCGGAGGCAAACUUGAAGGUGUGGAGCGAGGUGAUCCGGAGGAUGGAAAACGUGGUCCGAGGAAAAACGAAGGACGUGGGGGAGGCGGGGAACGACCAGCUUUACUUUCCGCCGGCCCUGAAACGACACGUAUCGUACGAAAAAAGUGUUUCACUGUAAGGAUUUUGCAUGUUUUGCAUCGCAAGCUUGUUCUACAUGACAGAGAAAAUUUGCCAUGCAAGCUUCCCAAGGGAAACAAAACACAGCUAAAACCCCACUUUCUUGCAUGUGUAGCAAGACAAAUACUUGUGUGUUCCAUUUUAUCAUCAUGCAUCACAAGUUUACAGUAACACAGUUUUUCUUGUGGAUAACACGGUGCGAAGGUGCACUGGCUGCCGCCGAACCGGUAUUGUGGGGAAAAAUCCCCCCUCCCCAUAUUGUAACGGUAUGUUUCCGAAAAUUUGCGUUGCUGAUUUGUGGGCACAAAUCACAUUUGUCUUGCAAGAAGGCAACUCCACGGGCUCCGCCGCAUUAUGCAGGCGGUUUGUCAUGCUGUUGGGCCUACAGCGCGGACGUUUUUAAUGCGAAGCGCCUAGGCCAACACCUCGCUACUCCCGCUUGGAUUGGGCCUGCAGUCCUCUCCUGCAAGACAGCUUGAAUCUGUGUACGCAAAUCCAGCAUCAGAAGUUUCGUUUUGAUAUGGGGAGGGGGAUUUUUUCCUUUUGAUAACCGGUUCGCCUGUGGCGUCUGGUACCGGAACCCGAAAUAUCCUGUGCAAAAGUAUCAGAUACUCGUAUUGCAAUCAUGCAUUACAAAUCUUGUUCUUACGCUAAAUCCGCAUUACAAACAAGGUCCGAGCACGGGGACAGAGUCCCCGUGCGGCGACCUUCCGGCAAUUGUCUGGGACGAGUUCGGGGGUUGUGGUGGCUGGCACUGGGCAGGCAGGCCCCUGCAGCCCGGUGUCUCUGUGUGGCCUGCGCCCCCUGAUCCGCGGCAGAUCUGCGGACGGAGCCCCUCUGCUUGCCCACACUAGGCCCGUUGGCCUACCGCGAACAAAGAGAACAGAAAGGAAGAAGCUGGCGCCGGAUGUGUAGCUGGCCCCUAGGUCAUGACGCGGGGACCGAGUCCCCGCGCUGACCUAGGGCUUUUGCCCCUGGGCCGUGCGGUUAGUUUCCGGGAAGCGCCCAAAGCUGGCCCCUAGGUCAUGACGCGGGGACCGAGUCCCCGCGCUGACCUAGGGCUUUUGCCCCUGGGCCGUGCGGUUAGUUUCCGGGAAGCGCCCAAAGCUGGCCCCUAGGUCAUGACGCGGGGACCGAGUCCCCGCGCUGACCUAGGGCUUUUGCCCCUGGGCCGUGCGGUUAGUUUCCGGGAAGCGCCCAAAGCUGGCCCCUAGGUCAUGACGCGGGGACCGAGUCCCCGCGCUGACCUAGGGCUUUUGCCCCUGGGCCGUGCGGUUAGUUUCCGGGAAGCGCCCAAAGCUGGCCCCUAGGUCAUGACGCGGGGACCGAGUCCCCGCGCUGACCUAGGGCUUUUGCCCCUGGGCCGUGCGGUUAGUUUCCGGGAAGCGCCCAAAGCUGGCCCCUAGGUCAUGACGCGGGGACCGAGUCCCCGCGCUGACCUAGGGCUUUUGCCCCUGGGCCGUGCGGUUAGUUUCCGGGAAGCGCCCAAAGCUGGCCCCUAGGUCAUGACGCGGGGACCGAGUCCCCGCGCUGACCUAGGGCUUUUGCUCCUCGGCCGUGCGGCUAGUUUCCGGGAAGCGCCCAAAGCCGGCCCCUAGGUCAUGACGCGGGGACCGAGUCCCCGCGCUGGCCUAGGGCUUUUGCCACUGGGCCGCGCGGUUAGUUUCCGGGAAGCGCCCAAAGCUGGCCCCUAGGUCAUGACGCGGGGACCGCGUCCCCGCGCUGACCUGGAGCUUUUGCCCCUGGGCCGUACGGUGUCCGGGAAGCGCCCAAAGGAAGCUGGCCCCCAGGUCAUGACGCGGGGAUUGGGUCCCCGCGCUGACCGAGGGCGCCUUUCGCCCCUGGGCCUUGCCCACGGGGCCCGGUAAGCUCGACAGGCUGGCGGCUCGCGUGACAAACUGGAGGCCGGCAUUGCGCAUCUCGCGUGGCGAGGUCCCAAAGUGUGUCCGGCGUGUGUCCGAAAGUCUGCCCGGGGUGUGUCGGAAAGUCUGCCCGGGGUGUGUCCGGGGUGUGUCUGGGGUAUGUUCGGACUUUUUGCCUGGGGUGUGUUCGGGGGUCUGUCUGGGGUAUGUCUGGGGUGUGUCUGGGGUGUGUCUGGGGUAUGUUUAUACCCCACCUGUUGCUUUUUCGCCAAAAAUUUGUAUUCAGGUCGUGAUUGACUGCCAUUUGCAUACCCCUGACACACCCCCGAACAUACCCCCGAACAUACCCCUCGCAUGCAUUUUUGACCAGCUGCUGCAGUUUAGAUAGUAAUUUCAUUUCUCAUGCUGAGGAAAUAAUUUGUGAUGCAUUUAUACGAGUACGAUACUUAUUUUGCAAUGCAUACGAAAAUUUUUCAAAAAAACUCCACCACCUUGCCCACCGUCAUUUUGAACAAUUGGGUGGUGGGGAACGCCAAGAAAGUGGAACGCGCCAUUAAGUGGAAGCACUGGUUUCUGAACGACGAAGAAACGGAGUGCUUGCCGUAG